Molecule: messenger RNA, 1824 nt
Organism: Heterotrigona itama
Lineage: Eukaryota; Metazoa; Arthropoda; Insecta; Hymenoptera; Apidae
Source: the annotation of a GenBank genome assembly
AUGGGUGGAACGCUGUUCCACGGCCAACAGAAGUGCCAUUUCAGCUCCACGCGUGUAGUACAAUCGUUCUCGAUGUUUUGUUUAUUUCGUUAAGCGAAAUACAAGAAGCGCAAGAAUAAAACGACCAGAACAACCUCCAGGCCAUUACGUAAUCACGUAUUUUCCAGAAGGUCAAGUAACUUUUUACCAUCAAUCGACGGAUGAUUGCACCCUUUGAGAGGCAGCCGCGCGUACGCCCAGCUAUAACUAGCAAUAAUGUUGAAAAAUCAAUCCGACGAUGUGUCCAACGGUGAUUUCGUUCGAGACACUGAAGAAAAAUUCUCGCAUCGUCGUCUUUUAAAACCGAUAUUUCUAACGAAUUGCGCGGAUGUAGAUCUUGCUUGAUUGAGACGUAAAAUGGAAAGUGUAAUAUAUUGAGAAAACGUCUUUGAAAGCAUUAGUACUUUACAUUUUCUCGUUAUAACAUAAGUUCAAUUAUAAUAGAUGGAAAGUAUAGAAGUGAGGUAGUGCAAAAUUUAAUUCUGCGAACCAAUAAUUUAUUUGAUUUUCACAAUCAAAAUUAUAUUGUCACUUAUUUUUCAAACAUGUUCCUUUGUUUGUAGAUUUAUAAAUCUGAAGAUUUUUUUGGCCAUUAUCUAUCUUUCUUUGUCAAUUUAGAUACUAACAGCAUUUAACUCAUUGUAUUGUGCUUUAUUACUUGAAUCAUAUGUUGUGCAAAAAGAUCCCUACUGGGUUUAUUUUUUUCAUGGCUUAUCCGUUGAGAAGCUGCUGCCAAGGGAAGCUUUCUAUCAAUAGUGUAGGUACAUCAGCUCUUGUACCUUUUAUCUUUUUAAGCUUAGCUUAACUUUCCAACAGACCUGCACUAAAUAUAUUUAGUUGUCUAAAUAAUAUUUAAUCGCAUGUUCGCACAUAUACUUAUUAGACAAACAGAUAAUGCACGCAAUACGAUUCUAACAAUGGAUUUAUAAUCAUGUUAUAUAUUUGUCUCUUGAAAUGUGUUUUCAAUUAUCAUCUCGUUUCCAUCCGUUUUUCAGCAGCUGAAACAACUUAAUUCGAUCGCAGCGGGACAAUAGCUCGGUCGCAAAUGUCGACAUUCCCGGCUGCCGAUCUCUUUCUUGCCCACGCGAUCUUUUUCCCUGGCACGGCUCUCCCACAUUCGGUUCUAACCUGACCGCAUUCCAGGAAGAAUCUGUGUCUCCGCCUAUCAGAAUGCACUUUACAUCGUUUUCGACGCGCGAAACUACAGCAUCAGUUCAGUAUACUUUGACUGAAUUGGAUCGGCUACAUCGCUUAAAUUGCUAUAUACACAUGUGUUCAAUCCCGAGAAAAAAUGGAGAGGAGAGAAUUCAAGAGACUUACGUAUUACUAUUAUCGCAAUUAGUAACAGAGAAGCUUCGAAAGAUAGCAAUUUUUGAAGGAAUAAUCAAGAUUCUUGCAAUAACCGAGUAACACAAUGCAAGCGCAUUUUACCAGUUAUCUGUCUUAUUUAUUGUUUUCACACGAAGUAACUGAUUCGACUCCUACACGAUGCACUAACGAAUCCUCAUAAAAAGAUCCACUGUCGUAGAAACUUAUCAUACAGUACAAUUGGCUUUGCUUGGUAAUUAUAUUAUUUGUAAUAUUCUUAUUUCUGAUCGAUUAAUAUAUCUUAUUAUUUAAAACAUUAAACAGAACGACGAUAAAAAGGAAGAGUAUAAAUGUUACAAUGAAUGUAUGCAAGUGACAGACCAGACCAUGGCACUCUUUUAUACAGUAAAUUUAAAUUUAUUUAUCAAGAACUUUUGCAUCACGAGGGAUCAUAAGGAAGUCUGUGCCACUUCCUGA